AUGUCGCGGAGACUCAGCCGGGAAAAGCCCGAUUUGACGAUGCUGGGAAACUAUUCAACCCUUGGGCGCCGUCGCGCUUUACCGGUGGGAGCCUCCGGGGUCUAUGCACAAGAGACUGCAGACGCCGCGGAACGCAAGACAUGCGUUGUCAAGGCUAGCGGAACCAACACCACCGACGACGCGUCUGCUAUACUCGAGGCGUUCACGCAGUGCGGCCGGCGCGGCAAUGUCGUGUUCGAGCCAACGACGUACUAUGUCAACUCCGCUUUGAAUGUCACUUGGCUGGACGAUGUCGAGAUUAAUCUCCAGGGAACUCUGCUGCUACGUUACUGUUCCACGGCAGGCUUAUCACCCACCUUCCCGAUCUUGACUGCCGUUUGCAACUCGCUGGACGUCGGGUAUCAGAAUCAGUCCACUGCCUUUAUACUCGGCGGCAAUAAUGUCCGUCUCAACGGUCAUGGGCAAGGCACUUUCGAUGGCAACGGCGACUACUGGUAUGAAUGGAUUAGACAGCAGGCGAACACUUCCAACUACCCUGGUCGUCCACAUGCUCUCACUCUCAACGGGUUGCGGAACUCUGUGGUGAAGGGAGUUAACUUCCUGAGAAGUCAGAUGUGGACUCUGUCCAUAAUCUACUCUCACAACGUCGUCCUCGAUAGCAUCUUAGUCAACAACACUGGCAGUCGAUUCCAGAGCUCGAACACGGACGGUGCCUACACGAUCCGCUCCUCCGGCAUCAAGUUCAACAACUGGACUGUCUACAGUGGCGACGAUAGCAUCUCUCUUAAAGCAAACAGUACUGAUGUCAGCAUCACGAACUCCAAGUUCUACAAUGUUUUGGGCAUUGCGCUCGGCAGCAUCGGACAAUACAACGACCAGUUCGAGACCAUUGAAAGACUGAAGGUCGAGAAUUGCUUCUUUGACAACACGUUGCAUGCAGUCUACUUCAAAACUUGGACAGACGACCAGAACGGCUACCCUCCUAAUGGCGGCGGCGGCGGCGGGCUUGGAUUUGCAUCGGAUAUGUCUUUCAAGAACCUCACCGUUCAGGGCAUGCGCGGCGCUGCGUUCGCAAUUUCUCAGUGCACCCGCUUCCGCGGUGCCCCCGGGGUGGGCAACUGCACCAACUCGCAGUUCCAGAUUCGCGAUAUCACCCUCGACGGCAUGGUAGGCACGACCAAGUCAUCCCGCGUCGCCAGUCUCCAAUGCAGUGCUGUUGCACCUUGCACCAACAUCGGGCUCUUCGACGUCGACCUGGAGUUUGCCAACGGGACUGCUGCCACUUCAUACCUUUGUGGAAACGCCGUGAACCCCCAAGGCUUUAACUGUACUGGGACUCCUUGUGUGGGAGGAAGUGCAACGGGUGAAUUCUGA
Molecule: messenger RNA, 1374 nt
Organism: Colletotrichum phormii
Lineage: Eukaryota; Fungi; Ascomycota; Sordariomycetes; Glomerellales; Glomerellaceae
Product: pectin lyase fold/virulence factor
Exons: 7
Coding region: 1-1374 (457 amino acids)
Biological process (GO): carbohydrate metabolic process
Molecular function (GO): polygalacturonase activity
Source: RefSeq, a predicted model, not a curated record